UCGGCCAUGGGUCAGAUGCCGCUGAAAGGUCCUUGCGAUGUGAAGCCUGAUCAAGUGGAAAUACUGAGCCAGGCAGAUAUCGUAAAGUUCUUAGGCAUCUGGUACUCAUUAGUGAGAAUCCCAAACGCGUUGGAGAGCGGAGAAUGUUCUACCAGCCUGUUCAACAUGCUGACCCCAACGUUGGGUUUCGUCACGAUGUGGGAGGUCCUGGACGGAGUCCCACGCUACUGGUACGCCAGCAUUACCAGAGACAGCAACGCUCCUGAGAAAUUCAUCUUUAGUUACAAUGGGCAAUCUUUAGACUAUUAUAUCCUGGGCACCAACUAUAACGGGUACGCUUUGUUAUACAGCUGUCAAAACACUGACGACGGGAACAGAAAUGUAUGGGCGUGGUUGAUGAGCAGAACUAGACAGUUCUCGCCUUCACUGGAGGAGCUUCAGGGGAUCCAGGCUGCAGUAGAGCGCAACCCUGACGUGCAGAACGCGAGCUGGGUGGCUGUCGACCAGAACAACUGUUAAUAGACUCUUCUCUGUCUUUGUAUAUGGGUGUUAGUGACAUCGUACCGAAAUCUUUGGGGGGUGAGAUAAUGAUUCUGAGGUGAUACCAAGAGGAACUUUCCGUUGUAAAACUCAUCAAAAUGUUGCCUAACAGCGGGCCAAGAGGCAUAAUAAGCAUGGCCACCCAAGUGUAGCUGUAAUUU
Messenger RNA from Pectinophora gossypiella (pink bollworm), 701 nucleotides. RefSeq names its product apolipoprotein D-like. Lineage: Eukaryota; Metazoa; Arthropoda; Insecta; Lepidoptera; Gelechiidae. The transcript is spliced from 4 exons. Gene Ontology annotation, molecular function: pigment binding. Bases 7 to 519 code for a protein of 170 amino acids. The record is from RefSeq and is a predicted model, not a curated record.